Aspergillus tubingensis is the source of this 2412-nucleotide messenger RNA. Its product is annotated as OPT family oligopeptide transporter. Gene Ontology annotation, cellular component: fungal-type vacuole membrane. The transcript has 2 exons. Gene Ontology annotation, molecular function: oligopeptide transmembrane transporter activity. The coding region runs from base 1 to 2412 and encodes 803 amino acids. Lineage: Eukaryota; Fungi; Ascomycota; Eurotiomycetes; Eurotiales; Aspergillaceae. The record is from RefSeq and is a predicted model, not a curated record.
AUGGCAGGCAAUGCCUCCAACAGCGACCGUCAAGAGGAUGGGGCAGUCCGAGAUGGCUCCCCGCUAACGUCCUCCGUCGACUUUGGUGACCGGGCAGCCUUCGCCGAUGAUUCUCGCUCCUCCGCAACCUCCCCGCAAAGCUUCACCACGCGAUCCCUGCUCGUCGGCCUUCUUAUCGGCGCUCUCAUUACCUUCUCCAACACAUACUUUGGACUGCAGACAGGAUGGAUCAGCACCAUGGCCAUGCCAUCUGCCCUAAUUGGCUUCUCCGUCUUCAAGGUCUUCUCCAAAUACCUGUCGUAUCCAUUCACACCCAUCGAGAACGUCCUCAUACAAACAGUAGCAGGGGCGGUGGGGACCAUGCCGCUGGGCUGUGGGUUCGUCGGGGUCAUCCCGGCAUUGGAAUUUCUGAUCAAAGAUGGCGAAGAUGGCCCGUCAGGAGAUGGUGGUACCGGCGAAGGCGGACCUCUGAAGCUGAACUUUUGGAAGCUCGUCCUCUGGAGCUUGGGGGUCUGCCUAUUCGGCGUCGUUUUCGCCGUCCCACUGAGGAAGGAGGUGAUCGUUCGGGAAAAGUUGAAGUUCCCGAGUGGGACAGCCUCAGCCUUGAUGCUGAGGGUGCUGCACGGAAGUGGCCAGGGCGACGAGAAGUCGAAGAAGCGGGUGACUGAUGUUGAGGGUGUCAUACGGCGUGAGGAGAGAUCCUACGCAUCGACUUUGGCGCAUGAACCCGAGGAAACCGGCGUUCUGCUGGGCAACGCCAGCUCUAGUGAUGAUAGCAAUGUCCAAGAGGACUGGAGGUCCAAGAUGCGUCUCCUGGUGGGCGCCUUCGCGGUUUCCGGGAUUUAUACCCUUUUCUCCUAUUUCGUCCCCCAAGUCCGCGAUAUUCCUAUUCUGGGACUUUAUCUGGCUAAGAAUUGGCUCUGGACCCUGAAUCCGUCGCCCGCAUAUGUUGGCCAGGGCAUUAUCAUGGGCCCCUCGACCUGUAUGCAUAUGCUCUUCGGUGCAUUCUUGGGUUGGGGUGUUCUUUCGCCACUUGCAAAGGCUCGCGGAUGGGCCCCGGGGCCUGUGGACAGUUGGGAAGAUGGAAGUAAGGCUUGGAUCGUCUGGAUCUCACUGGCCAUUAUGCUUGCCGACUCUCUUGUCAGUCUUGGCUGGCUGGUUGUGAGGCCUCUAAUACCCCGUGCUUCGAAUAUGAAAGACAAGCUCCUCCACAGCCGCUCUGGACGGAGGGUUCUAUCUGGAGGCUCGACAACCUCCAAUCAUCACUCGUACAUAUCUUAUUCCGCUCUGAGUCCCAUCACUGAGGUGUCUUCUGUGCCGAGCCAUACUGUCCCUUCCAUCGGGAGACACAGCGCCGUUGAUGAUGCGGAUGAAGAUGCGCCUCCAUCCCAGCUUAUAUCCAACCGAACAGUCAUCAUACUCCUCCCUCUAACUUUGAUUCUCAACGUCGUCUGCAUGCACUUCGUAUUUGGCGACAUAAUGUCUCCACUGCUUUCCAGCCUUGCCACCCUGCUGGCAGUCCUCCUUUCCAUCAUGGGCGUCCGCGCCCUAGGGGAAACAGACUUGAACCCCGUCUCCGGAAUCAGCAAACUAACCCAGUUGCUCUUCUCCCUGGCUACACCCGCCUCUCACUUUUCCCGCCGUACCGCCUUAGUCACCAACCUCCUCGCCGGUGCCGUAUCCGAGUCCGGUGCCCUUCAAGCCGGAGACAUGAUGCAGGAUCUCAAAACCGGACAUCUCCUUGGUGCCAGCCCCAAGGCCCAAUUCUACGGCCAAAUGAUCGGCAGUCUCGUCGGCGCCGUGCUCUCCACCGCCGUCUACAAAAUGUACGUGAACGUAUACGAAGUCCCCGGUCCGAUGUUCCAAACUCCCACCGCAUACGUCUGGAUCUUCACGGCCCGCCUAGUCACCGGCCAAGGCCUUCCACCGAUGGCAUGGCAAGCAUCUCUUGUCGCCGGAAUCAUCUUCGUAGCCAUCACCAUCCUCCGCAUUGUCGCCUCAUCGCCGAUCGCCAACGGCGGUCGCAGAGAUGUCUCCGCCCCCUGGAAGGAUUUCAUUCCCGGCGGCAUUGCCGUAGCGGUGGGAAUUUUCAACGUUCCGUCCUUCACUUUAGCCCGUGCCAUCGGCGGGUUAAUUGCCUGGUGGUGGGCCCGGCGACAUUCGAACAAAGUCGCCGCCGGCGGGCCGGACCCGAGCACCGACGACACCCAAACAAACUUAUCCGACUCAUGGACGGCCGAAGGGCGUGCGGGAUCUUCAACCGGGCUUCAUAACCAGCAGCAGGCAGCUGCUAAAGAGGCGGAUUCCGCCUCUUCAUCUGUUGUGGUCCUUGCUUCGGGAUUGAUCCUUGGCGAGGGUAUUAUUAGUAUUGUGAACUUGCUUCUGGCAAGUGGCGGGGUUCCGCAUCUUUGA